Molecule: messenger RNA, 999 nt
Organism: Cannabis sativa
Lineage: Eukaryota; Viridiplantae; Streptophyta; Magnoliopsida; Rosales; Cannabaceae
Exons: 6
Coding region: 277-705 (142 amino acids)
Source: RefSeq, a predicted model, not a curated record
UAAUGUAUUUUCUUGAUUAUUUAAUUUCAUAUUUAAGACAAGAAAAGAAAUAACGAAAGAGUCAAUUUUUUGGAGCUUUCGAUUGUUUAUUGCCGAAGCUGAGCCUUUGCUUACCAUGUAAAACACCCCUCCGAUUACAAAGACUCCACUUUUCGAUUCUGAUCUGUAAAGACAUCUACUGAAAUCCUCAGAAUUCUGCAAAUCACAGGGGUACUAAGAGGAGUAAAAUAGAAGUGAAGACAUUGAACCUGCCUGAUACAUCUCCUCCAAAAACAGAUGGAUCAAAAUCCAAAUGUUAAGGAGGCAGAAGGACUGAGGAAUGGGGUUGAGUUGGUGAGAUCGGGGUCUGAUAAGCAUCUUGAUCGCUUACGACCCUCAUCUCGAUAUUAUUCAAUGUUUAAAGGGCAAGCAGUAACAGAUGCUGCAGAUUGGGACAAGGGCAAAUAUUCUCUGAUCAGAGACAUAGAGGACUUACAGAGCGGGCUAUACGAUAAACCCCUCCCUUGCUUUGGCUGUGGAGUUGGAUGGUUUUCUUUUCUUUUUGGCUUUUUGUGCCCACUCAUGUGGUACUAUGGCACAUUCCUGUAUUUCGGCAAUCACUACCGCAAGGAUCCCCGAGAGCGAGCUGGACUAGCAGCCUCUGCCAUUGCUGCACUAGCUUGCUCUGUUAUCAUGUUGACUAUUGUAGUUAUGCAGCUAUUCUAGCAAAUUAUCAGUCCAAUCCUAUUUUGCUCCCAACGCCUUUGCAAACAUCAAGAAAGCAAAGUCACAUUGGAGGAGACAAUUUAGACAAUGAGUUCAUGCCAGGAGAAGGAAAUAGAUAAUGGAAAAAUUUGUAAAGACACCAAAAUAGUUACCAAAAAUUGAGAUUUGUCACAUGUGUAUACCGACAGCUUCGAUUAUGAGUACUCUUGUUUGGUUUACCCUCUCUUUUUCUUACUUUAUAUGAUUGUCAUUGACUCAUAUAUAUAUAAGAGAAAAUCUCUGUUAAUGUUACAA